Leptidea sinapis is the source of this 6348-nucleotide messenger RNA. It is a transcript of the gene Ptpmeg, whose product is annotated as tyrosine-protein phosphatase non-receptor type 4. NCBI's taxonomy places the organism in Eukaryota, Metazoa, Arthropoda, Insecta, Lepidoptera, Pieridae. The transcript is spliced from 15 exons. Gene Ontology annotation, cellular component: cytoskeleton. The record is from RefSeq and is a predicted model, not a curated record. Gene Ontology annotation, molecular function: cytoskeletal protein binding; protein tyrosine phosphatase activity. Gene Ontology annotation, biological process: protein dephosphorylation. Bases 432 to 3059 code for a protein of 875 amino acids.
UCAGAAGUAGUUAGAAAAUCUUAGAUAAUAGGUUUUUAAUAACAAAAAAGAUAAAAAUAUCUACCUAAUGCAGUUUUAUGAAUACAGACAGCAAACAUAUCAUCUCUUAUAUGGAUAUCCUUACUAGGUUCAUGUGUUUACUAACGAAAAACUCCAAAUACAAGUCAAGUGAAGUGGACUAAAGUAUUUAUAUUAUUACAAUAAUUAUACCUGCCAUAAACAUUGCCCGUUCUAGUUUGUUAUGUUCGAAUCAUACUAGAAUUUCUAAAACAUAUCGAUCGCUAUUUCUAUUUUCUUUAGUGGAAUACAUCAAGAGUAAUUCUAAUAGCUGUGAAUUACAAGGGUGGAAGGUUAAUAUGUGUUAAAUUGGUGCUUAUGAUAAAGUAAUACGGGGCGUUGACUCUGAAAAGUUCCAGUGGUAAAUCGAUGAAAUGAUUGAGAGUGUAUCUCGCCGUGCCUUCAGUAGUUCGAGUGGAACCUAUAAUGUUCGUGCUUCUGAGCUUGCACGGGAACGUAAACUCAAUGUUUUCAAUGUCGUCGUAUUGUUUUUGGAUGACACCCAACAGACAUUUCAAAUUGAGAAAAAGGCAAAAGGCAGUGUUCUACUUGAGCUCGUUUUUCAAAACUUAGAGUUGGUUGAGAAAGACUAUUUUGGUUUACAAUUCACUGAGAAUGGAUCACCACCAAGUGCAACUAAUACAGAGAUAACUCGCUGGCUCGACAGCAGCAAGUCAGUGAAGAAACAAGUCGGUGGCAACGCGCAGUUCUGGUUAGCGGUUCGUUUCUACCCGCCCGAGCCAAGCCGCCUCGCCGAAGAGUACACGAGGUAUCUCCUGUGCCUACAGCUAAGGAAACUGCUGCUUGAUGGCAGAAUGACAGCUCCGAGGAAUACGGCCCUGUUACUUGCGUCCUUUACUGUGCAAGCGGAAUUGGGCGACUACAACGCUAACGAACACUCCUCGAACUAUCUUUCCGAGCUCUGCUUACUGCCGAAGCAGACGUGUGAGGACGAGCGCCGCGUGAGAGAGCUGCACAAACUGCACAAGGGCCAAUCGCCGCCUGAUGCCGAGGCGAACUUUCUGGAACACGCUAAACGAUUACCUUGCUAUGGUGUAGAGUCACAUCCUGCUAAGGAUUACAACGGAAAGGACAUAUUUAUUGGUGUUACGUCAAUCGGUAUAGUGGUCUUUCAGAACAAUAUUCGAAUGAAUACGUUCUCUUGGAGCAAAAUUGUGAAGAUUUCCUUCAAGAAGAAACAAUUCUUUAUACAGUUGAAACGAGAACCAUCUGAAUCCUACGACACAGUAUUAGGAUUCAACAUGCGUUCUGGACGCGCUGCAAAAGCGUUGUGGCGAUGUAGCGUAGAACGACACGGAUUCUUCAGACUGAGGGCCCCGAGACGGAGGCCUCUGUUAGGGGCUCUAGGAGCCCUGGCCGGAGUUACCGCUCCAACUGUGGCCCGGACGGAAACACAAGCCUUGGAAGAUGCCAGACGCUCUAGAUCUACUAACAGAAGUUUUGUUCGUCGAAGUGGGUCACGUACGAGGGAGCGUUCGGCUGGCGCGUCUCCAGCCCUGGUGCACACCAAUAGCGCGCGAGGGUCCAGGGUCACCACCCACGAGGAACCCACGCCGCGACACGCUUGGGGCGAUGUCGCGCAUGAGAAUGAGGACAGCGAUGGCGGAUUCCUAGAACGUGCUCUCCGCGUGCCGCUGUCAUAUGUGGAUGAAUCCGAAUCUGAAUCGCCGGAGCCCGAACCGGAUGCUGUGGAGGGCGCGGUGUGUGUGCGACUGGCGGCCGGCGCGGACGGCAGGUUUGGAUUCAAUGUGCGGGGCGGAGGGAACAAUACGGCCGUACUGGUGUCGAGAGUCGCGCCGAGGACUAGAGCGCAUUUGCAGGAGGGCGAUCAGGUGAUAUCAAUCAACGGCAAGGAUGUGGACGAACUCACUCACGAACAAGUUGUGCACACGAUACGCAACACCAAAGGAGUACUCACAUUGCUUGUCAAGCCCAAUGCCGUGUACGAGCCAGAAGAGAGCGGGCCUGAAGAGCCUGCUGUAUGUUUCGUCCCGCUCGGAUCGGGAGCGUGUGAGGGAGAUGCCCUGGAACAGUCCAUGCUGUUGCUGGGCGAUGGACUCGCGAGCGGCGCGGCGCUGCGGCAAUAUGAAACGCUGCUGAGACGACUGCCAGAGGAGUCCACAGCAGUCUCCAAGCUGCCCCAGAAUGUCAACAAGAAUCGCUACAGGGAUAUUGCGCCUUAUGACACGACGCGGGUUAUACUUAAGAACGGGCCGACAGGUGACUAUAUCAACGCGUCUUAUAUCAACAUGGAGAUACCCAGCUCGGAUUUGGUGCUCACAUACAUCGCUACACAAGGUCCAUUAGCAUCAACAAUGGGUGACUUCUGGCAGAUGGUUUGGGAGAGCGAGAGCAGUUUGAUUGUGAUGCUGACGGUACUGGCUGAGCGAGGACGUGCCAAGUGCCACCAGUACUGGCCGAAGGUCGGAGCGUCGCUCAAGGCCACAACCUGCCUCUCGGUACAGACCAGCUGCGAACAGAAUCUGGGACACUAUGUGAGAAGGGAAAUGGUUAUGAAGGACAGUAAUGGUGCCAGUCGCAGUGUCACCCAACUGCAGUACAUUGCGUGGCCGGACCAUGGUGUCCCCGAAGACUCGACCGCUUUCAUCGACUUCACAAAACUGUGCUCCAAACUGCGAAACCAUCGAGCUGUGAUACCUACGGUCGUUGAGGAGUUAACAGAAGCAGAGGAGCGAAUACUCGAGCCUCCAAUGAUAGUUCACUGUUCCGCCGGCGUCGGGCGAACCGGGGCCUUGAUAUUGGCCGAGACAGCCCUAGAGUUGCUCGGUAGAGGCCAGCCGCUGUACCCGCUUGAGAUAGUGCGUGCGAUACGCACGCAGCGCCCCAUGUGUAUACAGAAUGCGAGUCAAUACAAAUUCGUAUGCGAGAGUAUCCAAGCGGCAUACGCACAAGGUCUUUCCGCGCCAAGUGAGCAUUCAGAGCCAGCCGAGCAUUCGGAGCGAACGGAACCGAACAACUGAUAGCUACUGCCGCGCCCUCUACAGGAGCAUCUCUUCACAGUUGUCUUACGCCUUGCGGGCUUGGUAAAGACGAUAUGUUGUGUCGACACGUUGCCUAGGUGACGAUUGUAGAUAUUUGAAGAUUUGAGGGUACUUAGUAAUAAUAGCCCGUAUGAACUAGUCUCAUUAAAUUAUAUAUUUUGUUUUACAUUCUAAAAUUUCAUCGAAAAUUACAUAUUACGACGUUAAAACUAACUCAAAACUGAAUUAAUAUGGAGUUAUGAAAAGUGUAGUAUUUUUUCAGUGAUUAGAUUAUAUAAUGCAAAAAUUAAGGCUUCAAACAUGUUACUUACAUUUUAUAUUAUUUUGCAACCAUCAUUUACGUCAUAAGUUCAUCCUUUCAAGCGAUACGACCGAUUUCGACCUACCCACUAGAAUGUUUAUAGUAAUAAUGGUUUUUAAUUCCAGUUUUACUAUACUUUAUAGUUUUCACAUUCUAUAACUAUCGAGAAAUGUCUUCAAAAGAUAAUUAUCCGAAUUAAAGAUGUGCAAUAUUCUACCUUAGUUCAAAUAAUCUUUAAUCGUUUAUGAAGACUGUUGGUUCAAUAUAAAUAUGUAGUACAUUAAUUUGAGGGUACCCGCAAAAUAUUGUCAAGGACUGGUCGAGUAUUCGCGAUUUAAAAACAUCUAUCUAUAUUUUUAUUGCUUUCUGAGUAUUAUAAAGACAAUUCAGUCUCAAAUAAAUAAUUGCAAAUUCUGCGACCUAUGGUGGAUGUCGAAAAUGAAUUAGGCAUUGAACCAAAUCAUGUACCUCUAUAUAAUAACAGUACCCGUACUUAAUUUAUAACAGUUACUAAAGCUGAACUCUUUCGUAAUUGUGAGAAAUGAAUAUAUGAAUUUUAAGUAAGUAUUUGUAAUUUCAGUAUUUUACUGGUUUCUAAAAAUAUCCAAGUAUUUAAGUACCGACUUACAUUAAAUAGAAAAAAAUCAAAUGAGAUUUAAUUCUCAUAGGACAGUCUAUAGGUCUAUCUCAUAAUAAGACUAUCUAAUGGUUCGAUUUUUGCCUAUAAUUGGUUUAUAAUAAAUUAACUGAAAUCUACUUGACCGAUUUUGAUAUUACUAUAUAUGGUCAAUAAUGAGCUCUAUUUUGUUGAAAAAUUUAAAACCGAUAAUGAUCCGAAUUAAAGAUGUGCAAUAUUCUACCUUAGGUUAAAUAAUCAUUAAUCGGUUAUGAAGACUGUUCGUUAAAUAAUUAUAUGAAGUGCAUUAAUUUGAGGGUACCCGCAAAAUAUUGUCAAAGACUGGUCGAGUUUUCUCGAUUUCUAAACAUCUAGCUAUAUGUUUAUUUUGUUCUGAGUAUUAUGUAAAGACAAUACAGACAAUAAAUGUAUGUCACCGGAAUUACUUUCUGGCUUUCAACUUUCCGUCAAAUAAAAUUUAAUUUGAAACCAAAAUUUAUGAACGAUGCGGGAGUUGAACCCACUACAUCAACAUCCGUUGGAGCGCUCUUCCAAUUGAGCCAAUUUCCUUCAAUAAUAAUGAAGUGCAUGUUAAUGACAUAUAGACAUCGACCGCCCUCCACAAACUUUCGAGAUGAUUUGUCAAUAUUUUUCGCUAUUUGUCUUGAAAGCUGUUAGUUUUUCUUUUAACAAAAGGGAAUAUGCAUAUUUUUCCUAAUUUUAAUUUCAGUGUAAUAUACAUCACUAUAUUAUUAUAGCAGCAGUAUAAGUGUAAAUUAAAAAUAUUUUAAAUAAUUAAUAUUUGAGUCUUUUGAGAUCCUUCAUGUGUAUGCAUAUACCCUAAGCCUAACUUAAGUUCGAGAUUUUGUUGGUCUUAAUUAUCAGUAUUUAAAUCAAAUUUUUAUUGAAUAAACAAUAAAAUAUGGAAUGGAGUCUGUGCCUUCAGAUAAAUGAAUUAUAUGUUUAGAAGUAGGUUUUGAUGCAAUGUGUGUAACUUUUCGAAAAACACAUUAUUAUUAUAGUAUUAUAAAUAAGAUCAAUUAAAUUAAAAUGAGGUUAUAAAUUGGUAGCUUUUCGUAGAAACAAACUCAUUAACUUGUAUAUCAGUUAAAAUUGUUUUUAUAAGUGAGUUGUAGGUACCUUCUAAGCGUAAUAGAUUUCUAGAAUCGUAAAACACACAUUGUGUUAUUAAUAAACGCGAAGUAAAGUUAUUCCAAAUUUAAAACUUUUUCUGUGUUAUUACGAAAAUGUUACAAAGUUCUAUUACAAAUCUGUGUCCUUCUGUUGUUUAGCGUUCAAUAAUCUUUAGACAUUGCUUAUAUUUAAACACGAGUUGAAGCUUGUCUAAGUUGUGUGUAACGGGUAGAUUAUAAUCUUAAGGAAGAUUUAGAUUAUUAUGAUGACAGAUAGAUGACAGCCGUCAGAAAUGGGGUUCCGUUCCUUUAGUUGUUCCUGUACACUUCAGUUUUUUGUGCUUAACGACGUUUUACUUAAACACAAGCUAAUCACUGUUUUGAAAGAGAAAGAGAUAAACUCCAUUUUAGACGUCGUUAUUGUUAGGUCACUGUCUAAGCCAUGUUUAAAUAUUUUUUUGUAAUAACACCGUUUGUCUUUAUCUUACCUUUGUCACUACAGAAUAACAAGACAGGGCGAAGUAAUAAUUUUAAUCUUGGAGUGACUUUACAUCGAGUUUAUUAAUAAGAAAGAUAGCGUAUACAACUUCAAGUUAGUUAAGAGUAAUUAUUGUGUAUAUUACAUAUUAGUAUUAGACUGACUAACAAUAGUAUUUUCGAGACAUUUUAUAUCAGUAUAUCUAUAUAAUCUAUUGUAACCUAAAACAAAUCAAGCAUCAAUCAGUUAUGAAAUAAUUAUUCAUUAUUUAAAUCUGUAUCCACUUUCUAUUGUUUAAAAUCUUUUACAAUUUUUAUAGUGUAUAUACCCAUGGCUUUACAUUUUGUAAAUUUUGUAAGGAAAAAAACGUUUAUAUAUUUAUUAAGGCAUUGUAUUAUUUUUAUAAAUGUGACAGUAUAUAAUUUUUUUUUUUAAAUAAAAAAUUUACUCUCGAAUAACUCCAAAAACAAACAACAUAUCAAUAUCGGUUAGUUAUUUAAGAGAUUCUAUUUAUUUUUGAAAAAAAAAAUAUUUAUUUUUAUAAUUUAAUUAUUUCUAGCUUAGAUUUUUCUUGCCUAACGAAUUUAGUUCUUAUGUGACGUAUUAGUUGUGCCAUUUUUGUUUAAUAUUUAUCGUAUAAGCCUAUUUAGUAUUAAUUUAUUAUUGAUUUAGUAUGCUAAAGUAUGUUCUAUUUAUACAUUCGAACCUUUCUAUGAACUCGAACAAUAAAAAAAAUCUGA